This is a messenger RNA of Mesorhabditis spiculigera, 4991 nucleotides long. The record is from the annotation of a GenBank genome assembly. Lineage: Eukaryota; Metazoa; Nematoda; Chromadorea; Rhabditida; Rhabditidae.
AAGAAGAGGCCCAUUGCAGCGACGACGUCAACAAGUUCUGCGAGAGAGUCGGAAACAACGAAAUGUACUGCGUAUGCCACGAGCCCUACCAGGGAAGUGGACUUCCCGGCGAGAAGUGCACACCCAUCGACUACUGUGCCUUGCCGCAAUACAAGGACGUUUGCGGAAAGGUUGAGGGUGCCAUCAAGGUCGUUGAUGCUAUUGGGAAAACUUGCAAGUGCUCCUGCAAAUCUGGCUGCGUGCCGGUGUUCGACAAGAACUUUGCGGUGACUCAAUGCAAGGACAUUGACGAGUGCGCCGCCAACCCCCAGAUCUGCGCCAACGAGCAGUACACAGAGUGCAAGAACAAGCCGGACCUUUGUGGAGGCUACGAGUGUGUCUGCAAGGAGCACUACCGUCGCAGCGCCAAUGGCAAAUGCGAGCGCAUAGACUACUGCAAGGAGAACAAGGUUGACUGUGGCUCCAACGGAAAUUGCGAGCCGAACACUGGCUCAUGUAUCUGUAACCCAGGAUACCAAUGGGAUCAUAUCACCAAGGUUAGUCAUAUCUGGUUGUGGAUUCGGGCGCGUGGCGGCCCGCGUUACCUGUCACCCAGAAUUAUAUGGCGUGUACGAUUAGCAAUGCAGCGACAUCAACGAGUGCAACACGUGGCCGUGCCACGAGCACGAGUUCUGCCAGAACUACCAUUGGCAGCUUUGAGUGUGUCUGCGAGGGCGGUUUUCAUCAGAAAGACCGCCAACGGACCGUGCGAGGACGAGAACGAGAAUGAUACCUUUGGACCCGAAGAACCCGUGCCGGAACACUCAACAUGCGUCAACCUCAAGGGCGGUUUCCGAUGCCAGUGCGAGAAUGGGUACCUUCAGAAUGGAGAGUUCGACUGUGCGCAUAACUCCACCGUGUACACCAUCUACAACUGCACCUGCAACGACGGAUUCCGACUCAAUGGAGCGGAGUGCCAGAACAUCGAUGAGUGCAAGGAGAAGAAGCCGUGCCAUGUCAAUGCGACGUGUACGGAUCUGACGCCCGGCUACUCGUGCCAGUGCAAUAAACCGCUGAUUGGGGAUGGAGUGACGGAGUGUACAGUUCCCGACUUCUGCGACCCGAGCUACGGCUUCAUGGACUGCCCCACCGAUUCGAAAUGCGUACCUCUUUGGCCGGGUGUGACUACCGCUGACAACAAGACGCACUACGUCACCUGCAAGUGCACCUCCAGCGGACUCCGCUUCAACGAGACGACGAGAACUUGCCAAGACAUCGACGAGUGCAAAGGAGGACCCGGCCAACGUGUGCCCCAAGCAAGCCGUCUGCCAGAACACCAUCGGCGGCUACAGCUGCAAAUGCCCGGCCGGCUACAAGUGGGACCCCGACACGAACAAGUGCGACAACAUCAACGAGUGCUUGUGCCCGACCAAUGGCUGCUACGACAAGAACAAGUGCGGACUGACGACCGGACGUUGCCAAGACACCCGAUGGGUCCUGGGAUCUGCAUCUGCGAGAAGAACUUUGGACAUCCUAAAGGAUCCACUGACAAUCAGACCUGCGAGCGCAUCACCUACUGCGGCACUGAACUCGACGACUGCGACAAGAAAACCACCGACUGCAAGGAGACGAGCGACGGCUUUGUCUGUGCCUGCAAGUCUGGGCUUCACUACGUACCGAACACCAACAACAAGAAGUGCGAGGACAUCAACGAGUGCAUGGACGGCACGAACACGUGCGACGGACCGUUCCAACAGUGUACCAACACGUACGGAGGAUUCUACUGUAAUUGCACCAACGAUGUCGUUACCUCAUCGACUGUUGCCGGGAAGCUAAAAUGCGCUCCUACGGCGAACUGUUCGACACCAAUCGAUUGUGGACCAUACGGGUUUGCCAAGGAGGAGAACGGAAAGUGCGUCUGCAAAUGUAUGAACCGAUACGAGUGGAAUCUGCAAGAAAAGACGUGCAUCCCGGUCGGAACCUGUGAAGCCCUCGGAGAAUGCCCGCUCAAUUCGGUGUGCCGCUUGACGCAACGACAAAAUGAGACUCAAGACGGUUCUCCGAAUGCCUUGGGCACGUACGCGGCUUGUGUGUGCAACCCGGGCUAUGUGAUGAAGAACUUCCAGUGCCAUCAGAUCAGCAUCUGUGAGCAGCAGCCGACGAUUUGUGGGAAUGGCAAAUGCCUCCCCGACUCCGUCGAACCCUACAAGAAGUACACGUGCAGCUGCAACGACAACUCCAAGGCCGUCCAGACCCCAGAUGGCUGCGACCCGAACACCGGGGUCUGCUCUGUGGUUCAAUCGUCCGUGCGUUGUGACUGUAAGCCCGGAUACGAAGGUGUUGGAACCAUCGAGGCCCGUGCUUGCCGAUCAAAAUCUGCGAGCUCUACAACCCGUGCUCCAAAUUCGCGCACUGCACGGAAGCCAACGGCGUGGCCAAGUGCGAUUGUAACAAGGGAUACACCGGAAACGGAACCUGGUGCAAAGACGUCGACGGAGUGCGCCACCGGGCAGCACGACUGCUUCCCAGGAGGCCAGUGCACCAAUACCCAGGGCAGCUACCAAUGCAAGUGCCCCGAGGAGUACAAGGGUGAUGGAAAGACCUGCACACCCAUCAAAUACUGUGCCAACAAGAUCGACAAGUGUGACAGGAGUCGACUAACUGCCAGCUACAGCUGCAAGUGCAAGGCCGGCUUCCAGAAAAUUAUUGGCAGCAAGUAUCGCUGUGAAAACAUCAACGAGUGUGUGCCACAAAACCCGUGCCCGCUUCAUGCCGUCACCAAGCAGCCCUUCAAAUGUAUCGACUCGAUCGGCUCCUACUCGUGCCAGUGCAGCGAUGGAUACGUUAACAUCGAUGCUUUCCACUGCAAAGACAUCGACGAAUGCCUCCAAGACCCAUGCCUCGCCAACUCAGAGUGCGUCAACAAGGACGGAACCUUCGAGUGCUUGUGCGAUGAUGGCUAUAACAAGACCGAGACCGGCAAGGGACCACUUGAUUACCACUGCGAUAUCUUCCCCAUCUGCGAUAAACAGCCGGACAUCUGCGACCGCAAGACCAGCAAGUGCGAGAUGAUUCCGAACAAGCCUGCCUACACCUGCACCUGCCUGCCAGGAUACGCCAAAGCUGACGAGAAGGCACCAUGCAAAGACAUCAACGAAUGCGAGACCGACGAGAUCAAGAACCACCUCAACGGCCUCGGCAAGAACGUCACCUGCAAGAACAACGAUGGUGGCUACGAGCUGGAGUGCAAGACUGGAUACAAGACGGUUGAGUCCAAGGAAACCAAACUCCUUGUCUGCGGCCCGAUCAACGAGUGCGCCACCGAUCCGGCUUGGGCGAAGGCGCUCAAGGUCAUCGAGGAGUUCAAGCAAAAGGUCAUGAACAAACAACCGUUGACGAUGAACGACUUGGCCGGCGCUCUACCGAAAGCUGAAGUCCCAGACUCACCAUAUGCCAAGUGCCUUGCCACCCAGCGCUUCCCAAUGUGCGUCGACCUCGACUACGACUCUGGCUCCAACGCCCAGUUGUACGAGGAGGAGAGCCCCGACGAGUUGAAGGAGUUCAAGGGCUUCGGUUGUCGCUGUGCUGACGGUUCGGACCCGCAAAAGAACGGUGACUGGAUGGAGUGUCAACAAAGCAUCUGCCGUUGCCUUGGCGAGAAUGUCGACCCGAAGUGCGUGAACGGCGUCCCCGGCCAGUGCCAGUGUCGUCAGGAUCCGGUUAAGAAGUUCUACCGCCGCAUCGACAAGCAAGGAAACUUGUACUGUUCUGAAAACCAGUGCGACACCGCCACCAACAUGACCGGCAUCAAGAACGGACUUGACGUCGAUAUCCAAUGCAUGAACGGAAAGCUGAUCGUACCAGCCGGUUGGGAGAUCAUCGAAUCGGAGAACAGCAACACGGAAUAUAUCGUUCGGGACAUCAACGAGUGCGCCAAGAGCAACCCCUGCUGCGACGCGCAAAACUGCGAAGGCCCAGCCUGCGUCAAAUGCUUCAACACGCCCGGAAGCUACGAAUGCCGAGUCUCGACGACGAACGGCGACUUCAAGUGCGUCCCCGGGAAGUAUGACGCCAAGACUUGUCUAUGUGCUGAAGCCGUCUGCAACGUCAAGCAGGCUUGGUUCUACUCGUGCACCGGCUGUAACGUGACUUCCCGGACGUUCGCGAAUGAUAACCGACCGGUCUGCUCAAACAUCCUGAAGGAGGACCUCUCUGGCUUCCAGACGUUCAAGAGCUUGAAGGAGCUCUUGGCCCAUACUUGCGAUGCGUACCUGCUCGCUGGCCAGGGCUACUGUGCCAUGAAUUUGAAUGCCAACCCUGACGACGCCUCUCAACAUCCUACCUUCAAUUAUUACGGGGAAUGCAAUGAAUCCGCCGCGCCAAAGUGUGAAGCCGGCGUCACUCCAUCCCGUUCCCAGACGAUCAGCAGCCUGGCCAAGGAGUUGUACAUCUGCUACUACGCGCCGACCUACAAAUCGGGCGAACUCCCCGCCGGCGCCACCACGUCGAACGUAAUCAGCACGGUGAUGUGCCAGAACCAAUACUCGUCGAAGAACUGGGCCUUCCAGCAAGUCGGCCAGAAGCUGGAGCAGAAGAAGGUGAAGGGUUAUCUAAUUUGCAUCGUUUCUGGUGCCGAGACCCUGGAGAAACUCAUCUACAUCCUCGUGGUGGUUUUGGUUGUCGUCAUCAUCUUCUACGGCGGCUCCUUUGCCUUUAUAACAUUCCGGCACAACACUGUGGCUAUCGAGAGGGUCAGCAGAAAAACGCGCGAGAUGCACUUUCACUUUGCCAGGACGUUCUUUUUACAGCUGAUGAGUGCUGCCAUUCUCGCCGGCGUCCCAGUAACAAUCUAUUUGCUGAACACUUUUCAAUGGCUCAUUUUGCAGCCGUUUAUCACUACGCCGCGUAUCGAAGGGCGCUGGGGCGCGGCGUGCGAAGGUUGCUACGGAGAUGGGAAGGAAAAGUCACGAUCGUCGAGACCUCUAAUAUUACCGUCGUUACCACGCCAAGGC